CGCGCCGCCGCCGUCGCCAUAACGACCGCGGCCGCCAUGAUCCCGCCGCCGGACUCGCUGCUGCGGUACAACCCGCCGGUGCUCGUCAGCCGCCGCGCCGAGAAGCGCUCCCCGGUGGUGAGGGGCGGGGGGGAACGGGGCGGGGGGGGCCCCCCGCGCCCCGCUGUCUCCCCGCAGGCCCGCCCGCUGAAGGCGACCCCCCCGCCGCCGCCCCGCCCGGCAGCCGCCGCCGAGUGCGCUCGGCAGCCGCAGGAGCUCCUGAACGCCAUCCUGCCGCCGCGGGAGUGGGAGGAGGAGAACCAGCGGUGGGUGCAGGAGGUGUCCAGCGCGCCCAGCACCCGCCUGGACGUCGUGCACCUCCAGGAGCAGCUGGACCUGCGGCUGCAGCAGCGGCAGGCGCGGGAGACCGGCCUGUGCCCGGUGCGGCGGGAGCUGUACGGCCAGUGCUUCGAUGAACUGAUCCGUGAAGUUACAAUUAACUGUGCAGAGCGAGGACUGCUGCUGCUUCGAGUCAGGGAUGAAAUCCAAAUGACGAUUGCAGCUUACCAGACACUGUAUGAGAGCAGUGUUGCGUUUGGCAUGCGGAAGGCACUACAAGCUGAGGAAGGAAAAUCUGACAUGGAAAAAAGAAUUGCAGAGCUAGAAGAGGAAAAGCGGGAGCUGGAAAGACAAGUGAGUGAACAGAAAGCUAAGUGUGCAGCUAUUGAAAGACGUGAAAGUGAAAGGCAGCAGAUAGAAGAAAAGAAACACACUGAAGAAGUUCAGUUCCUGAAACGGACAAAUCAACAGCUGAAGGCCCAACUUGAAAGCAUCAUUGCACCAAGUAAGUAGAUGUUUUUGUGGUCCACCAGGCAGUGCUCAGAGAGCAAGAAGUCUACAAUUAGUGACAAAGAUUUGUCUUCAUAAAACAAUCUCGAGUUUUCACUUACCGGUAACUGAAGGCACCGUAAUUGUAUUUCUUUCUUUCUUUUUUCUCUUGAAGAGUUGAAAUUCAAGAGCUUCAUUAAUUACUGCACCCUCUUUCAGUUCUGUCUCAGUAUUCAGCUCCUUGAAUAGUGAACCUGUCUAGGACUUGCUUGUUGGUAAUUUGCUAGAUGACUUUCAAAGCAAUAAACUGAUAAACAUUUUUAUAUGCUAGCAUCUAUAACAUUAUUACUUUGAAAAUGUAGAAAAUUCAGAAGCAAUAUAUGAAGUGUCUACAAUAAACAGAUGUCGUGUUCACUAAGAA
Messenger RNA from Tyto alba (common barn owl), 1228 nucleotides. It is a transcript of the gene DNALI1, whose product is annotated as dynein axonemal light intermediate chain 1. Gene Ontology annotation, molecular function: dynein heavy chain binding. Gene Ontology annotation, cellular component: axoneme; filopodium. NCBI's taxonomy places the organism in Eukaryota, Metazoa, Chordata, Aves, Strigiformes, Tytonidae. The coding region runs from base 37 to 831 and encodes 264 amino acids. The record is from RefSeq and is a predicted model, not a curated record. The transcript is spliced from 5 exons.